UCGGACGGGUAAUUGCCGGAAUCUAAAUUUCGGAUAAGUGGAAGGCCCAUAAGAUUGUCUUAAAAACACGUUAUACUCUUCUAAUAAUCACGUUUUGAUCUCCAAUGCUCCAACUCUUACGGUUCAGUUCUGUCUGUCCUGUGCAAAGCCCCUCUGUCUUCCCUAGAAACUGGAAAAAGGUUAAAAACCAAUGAGCGCGCCUCCUCUCCCGGCUCUGAAGAAGCCCAAGGUGGAGACCAAUGAUGAGAUUGAACCAGAGCUACUAUCAACAUCAACAACCACAAGGAAAAUGGACGAUAACAACUCCCACUACAGCAACGACGACAUCGAAAGCCGACGAGAGCAAGAAGAGGCACUAGUCGCCCUGUUCGAGCACCGUACCAACGAAGUCAAACAUCUUAGGCAGCGCAUCGCCUAUUACCAAUCUCAGCUUGAGGAAGCAGAGAAGAGGUUGCAUGAUUCACAAUCCAAAUUGGCUCGCCUUCGAAGCCGAAGUAACGCUGUGCCAUCUAAAGCUUCUUUGGAGAAUGGAACGAAAAAUGUGAAGGUGGAGCGGAGAUCAACUAGUCCUAUCCCUAUACAUGAAGCUUCUUCUAGAAACCUGCCUAAAUCUAAACCAGAACUUUUAAUUCCUGCUGUGAAUCCAAAAAUUCCUCAGGUGAUAAAAUCUUCAAAUGAUUCUGGUACUCAAGCCAGUCCAUCAGUUUCCACUCAAUCUAAUAGUCCUAUAAGGGUAAAAGGGAACAAACCUUCUAGAGUUUCUUCUCAGAUGGAAGUUGUUGAAAUUGAGGAUAAAGGAACAAAAAGAAAGUUUGAACAGAAAGAACACAAAGAAUUGAUUCCAUUGAUACGCAGAACUUCUUCUCCAUGCAUAAUCCGCUGCCAUGCGAACAAUCACAUUUCCAGUCAACACAAGAGAAAGUUGAGAUGUCUUGCUUUGUGUCCAGUGAAUGAUCAGCUUUUUGUGACCAGUUCUUUGGAUGGAUUCGUCAAUUUGUGGCAAGUUCAGUCCAGGGGGUCAAGUGCCUCUCUACUUAGCUCUACUGAUUGUGCAUCCCCAAAGCACAGGAGAUGGCCAGAAGAUGUAGCCUGGCAUCCACAGGGAAACAGCUUAUUUUCCGUUUACAGUGCUGAUGGUGGAGAUUCUCAGAUAUCAGUUCUAAAUCUCAAUAAGACACAAGGGGUAAGAGAUGUAACUUUCUUGGAGGCUAAGCCUCAUGUUAAGGGUAUUAUUAACAGCAUAUCGUUCAUGCCCUGGGAAGAUGCCGUUUUGUCACUGGCUGACAGUGAUCAUGCAGUUCUACUUUGGAAUGAUAACGAUGGGGAGAUUUCAUGGAAACCAAAGGCGUUGCACAGGAAUAUGCAUUCAUCUGCUGUUAUGGGAGUUGCAGGGAUGCAGCAAAAGCAGAUUGUUCUGUCUGCUGGGGCUGACAAGCGAAUUAUUGGGUUUGAUGCACAAGAAGGAAGACCACAUUUCAAGCAUCUAAUAGAAAGUAAAUGCAUGAGUGUCCUGCCAAAUCCAUGUGACUUCAAUUUAUUCAUGGUUCAGACAGGAACUCCUGAAAGGCAGCUCCGAUUGUUUGAUAUCCGAUUGAGACAGACAGAAAUCCAUGGUUUUGGGUGGAAGCAAGAAAGCAGCGAAUCUCAGUCGGCACUGAUAAAUCAGGCUUGGUCUCCUGAUGGUUUAUACAUAACAUCUGGUUCAGCAGACCCCAUGAUUCACAUCUUUGAUAUCAGGUAUACCGCUAACAAGCCUUCCCAGUCAGUAAAAGCCCAUCAGAAACGUGUCUUCAAAGCUGAAUGGCUCCACUCUGUCCCACUUCUCAUUUCCAUAUCUUCUGAUCUCAACAUUGGAUUGCACAAGAUCACCUAAAUCCUCCAUCCUGGUGUUUACAUAUAUGCCCAUAAGAAGAAUUUUGUCUCGUGCUCCUCAUGUUGCUUUGGCACUGAAGUUCCCUAGCUUCUUCGUAAGUCGAUAAACUUUUUGGAGGUUCAUUUUUGCACAAUUAAGCAAAAGUUGCUGUUGGUAUGGCGGGAAAAGAUGUAAGCUUUGGGUUUGAUAUUUUGAUCUGGUGUUGGCCACUUACGAUCUUAUGACACCCCUGCCAUUGAGUCAUGAUAAUUGGUUACAAUUUUUUUGGGAGGAAAAAUGUAGUGCAACUUGUUUUAUUAUUCCAAUGUUUGUUUUGUCUACAAUUUGAUGCUGCAUUCUGUUUGUGGUUCACUUUCACGUUUAUUCUGAGAGAGUGAAUCAUAAUUGUUGGAGACAGGAAAUGGCUUGAAAACUUUGUAAUUAGACUACACGCCACGAAGGAAUAUUGUUUGACCAUGUUUCUUGUUCCAUCUUUC
Molecule: messenger RNA, 2349 nt
Organism: Corylus avellana
Lineage: Eukaryota; Viridiplantae; Streptophyta; Magnoliopsida; Fagales; Betulaceae
Source: RefSeq, a predicted model, not a curated record